Molecule: messenger RNA, 499 nt
Organism: Macadamia integrifolia
Lineage: Eukaryota; Viridiplantae; Streptophyta; Magnoliopsida; Proteales; Proteaceae
Product: protein NRT1/ PTR FAMILY 5.10-like
Exons: 2
Source: RefSeq, a predicted model, not a curated record
GGCAAACAUGAUUUCAGACCCUUUUUUUCCCGAUUUGAAGAGAGGUUAAGUUUGGGGGAAAAUGGAGGAAUUUGCAGAAGCGUCGACAAGCAAUGUAAGUGUGCCGCUGCUAAAAGAGACGGAGACUAUGGAAGGCGUCGUCGACUAUAAAGGCCGGCGUCCAGUGAACAGAUCUGAUACCGGUGGAUGGAGAUCUGCCGCUUUUAUUAUCGGAGUGGAAAUCGUAGAGAGGUUUGCUUAUUUUGGGAUAAGUUCAAACCUGAUAACCUACCUGACUGGGCCAUUACGGCAAUCGACGGGGACGGCGGCGGAGAACGUCAACGCUUGGUCGGGUGCUGCGUCGAUGCUCCCUCUCUUUGGAUCCUUCAUCGCCGACGCUUUUCUCGGUCGAUACCGCACCAUCCUUUUCGCUUCUCUCCUCUAUAUUCUGGUGAUUCCUCACUCUCUCUCUCUCUCUCUCUCUCUCGAUUUCUGCAAUUCCUCUCUCUGGAUUUCAGAU